UCAUUGGCUUAGGAUUUGAUUUUUAUCUUGGGGGAUAGAUGACGGGUAGUGUUUCUCCCAAACCAGCACCUGCAGCGUAUGUUGGAUGGAGAGCCAUGGAAGACAUCAUGUUUUAGCUUGGCCUAUGGCAUGUUUAACUUCUGAUUCCAGGGAACAUCCCAGCUUCUAGGAGGAAGGCACCAGAAUAGUUCAGCCUGUCCUUUUGGGGAAAAUUAUUAGUAUUUGGAGUACUAUGAUCCCAGUGAUUCUGCCACCUUCCACGAAGCCUUGGCCUACGCCGCAGGGGCUGAGCGCCUGCGUGCUCACCUGGGCCUUUCUGCACCACUUGUACUUCUAUCACAUUCAGCGUGUGGGGAUGAGGCUGAGGGUAGCCGUGUGCCACAUGAUUUACCGCAAGGCACUUCGCCUGAGCAACUUGGCCACAAGGGAGACCAGCACCGGCCAGAUAGUCAAUCUGCUGUCCAAUGACGUGAACAGGUUUGACCAGGUGACAAUGUUCCUGCACUUUCUGUGGGUGGGGCCUCUGCAGGCUGUCGCGGUGACCGCCCUGCUCUGGAUGGAAGUAGGAAUAUCAUGUCUUGCGGGGAUGGCGGUUCUAAUUCUUCUCCUGCUUUUGCAAAGCUGCAUCGGGAAGUUGUUUUCAUCACUCUGGAGUAAGACUGCAGCUUACACAGAUGACAGGAUCAGGACCGUGAGUGAAGUUAUAACUGGCAUCAGAACAGUAAAAAUGUACACUUGGGAAAAGUCAUUUGCAGAUCUUAUUGCCAGAUUGAGAAGGAAGGAAGUUUCCAAGAUUCUGAGAAGUUCCUACCUUAGAGGACUGAAUUUGGCGUCAUUUUUCGCUGUGAGCAAAAUCAUGAUUUUUGUCACCUUCAUCACCAUUGUGCUCCUUGACAACGUGAUCACAGCCAGCCAAGUGUUUGUGGUGGUGACACUGUUCGAGGCUCUGCGGUUGACGGGUACCCUCCACUUCCCCAUGGCCAUUGAGAAGGUGUCCGAGGCGGUCGUCAGCAUCCGAAGAGUCAAGAACUUUCUGUUACUCGAUGAGGUAUCAGAGUGCAAUUCUCAGCUGCCAUCAGAUGGUGAAACGAUAGUACAGUUGCAAGAUUUCACUGCUUUUUGGGAUAAGGCCUCAGAAAUUCCAACCCUCCAAGGCCUUUGCUUUACUGUGAGACCCGGGGAACUGUUAGCUGUGGUCGGACCUGUGGGAGCAGGAAAGUCGUCACUGUUGAAUGCGGUGCUGGGGGAGCUGCCCCCGAGUCAGGGGCAGGUCACCGUGCGCGGGAGGAUCGCGUAUGUUCCUCAGCAGCCCUGGCUGUUUCCCGGAACCGUGAGGAGUAAUAUUUUAUUUGGGAAGAAAUAUGAAAAAGACCGAUAUGAAAAAGUACUAAAGGCUUGUGCUCUGGAAGAGGAUUUGCAGCUUUUGGUUGGCAGGGAUCUAACUGUGGUUGGAGACCGGGGAACCCCACUGAGCGCAGGGCAGAAAGCCCGCAUCAGCCUCGCAAGAGCCGUGUAUCAGGACGCAGACAUCUACCUUCUGGACGACCCGCUCAGCGCUGUCGAUGCAGGGGUCAGCAAGCACCUGUUUGGACAGUGUAUUUGCCAAGCCUUGCACGAGAAGAUCACAAUCUUAGUGACCCAUCAGCUAUGGUACCUAAAGGCUGCAAGUCAGAUUCUGAUAUUGAAAGAUGGCAAAAUUAUGAAAAAGGGGACUUAUGUUGAGUUUCCAAAACCUGGGGUAGAUUUUGAAGAUAUCCUUUUAAAGACGAAUGAGGAGGCUGAACCAUCUCGAGUUCCAGACUCUCCCACUCUGAGGGGUCAGCCCUCCGAAUCUUCUGUUCAGCCUCAAGAGUCUCCCAGACCCUCGCUGGAAGAUGCUGCCCCUGAGGACCAAGAUACUGAGACUAUACAGGUUGCCCUGUCACUGGAAAGCCGUUCAGAGGGAAAAGUUGAUUUUAAGACCUACAAGGAUUACUUCACAGCUGGUGCUCACUGGUUUAUCAUCAUUUUCCUUAUUCUCAUAAACAUCGCAGCUCAGGUGUCCUACGUCCUUCAGGAUUGGUGGCUCUCAUCCUGGGCAAAUGAACUAAGUACCAUGUAUGCCAUGACAUAUGGAAAAGGAAAUAUAAUCUUGUUAUCUGAUCCUGGCUGGUACUUUACACCUUAUUCAGUUCUCACUGCAGGUACCGUGCUAUUUGGCAUCUCGAGGUCUCUGUUGAUGUUCUACGUCCUUGUUAAUUCUUCACAAACUCUGCACAAGCAAAUGAUAGAGUCCAUUUUGAGAGCUCCGGUAUUGUUCUUCGAUAGAAAUCCGACAGGAAGAAUUUUAAAUCGUUUUUCCAAAGACACUGGGCAUAUGGAUGACUUGCUGCCCCAGAUUUUUCAAGAUUUCGUGCAGACAUUUCUCCUUGUGAUGGGUGUGGUGGGCGUGAUGGUGGUGGUGAUUCCUUGGACUGUGAUACCCCUGAUUUCACUUGGCAUCAUCUUCUUUGUUCUUCGGAGAUAUUUCUUAGAGACGUCACGAGAUGUGAAACGCCUGGAAUGCGCAACUCGGAGCCCGGUCUUUUCCCACCUAGCAUCUUCUCUCCAGGGACGCUGGACCAUCCGGGCGUUCAAAGCCCAACAGAGAUUUCAGGAGCUGUUUGACGCUCACCAGGAUUUGCACUCAGAGGCCUGGUCCUUGUCUUUGACCACAUCCCGAUGGUUCGCCCUGUGCCUGGAUGCCAUCUGUGCCAUCUUUGUCAUUGGUGUUGCCUUUGGGUCCCUGUUUCUGGCAGAAACUUUGAAUGUCGGGCAGGUGGGCCUGGUGCUGUCUCUCGCCCUCACGUUCACGGUGAUGGUCCCGCGGUGCGUCAGGCAAAGUGCCGAAGCCGAGAACAUGAUGAUUUCAGUAGAAAGAGUGACUGAAUAUAUAGACCUUGAGAAAGAAGCACCCUGGGAAUAUGAGUAUCGUCCACCGCCAUCCUGGCCCCAUGUAGGACGGAUUCGCUUUAGUAAUGUGAGCUUCAGGUACAGCUCAGACGGGCCUGUGGUACUGAGGGAGCUGAUGCCACAGAUUACCUCAGGAAGCAAGGUUGGCAUUGUGGGAAGAACAGGAGCUGGAAAAAGUUCUCUCGUCUCGGCCCUUUUCAGAUUGUCAGAACCCGAAGGUAGAAUUUGGAUUAGUGUGAUAAACACAACCACCAUUGGACUUCACGAUUUAAGGAAGAAAAUGUCAGUCGUACCUCAGGAACCUGUUUUAUUCACUGGGACAAUGAGGAAAAAUCUGGAUCCCUUUCAUGAGCAUACGGAUGAAGAACUGUGGAACGCCUUAGAAGAGGUUCAGCUUAAAGAAGCUGUUGAAGGUCUCCCUGGGAAACUGAAUGCUGAAUUAGCAGAAUCUGGAUCGAACUUGAGUGCUGGACAGAGACAGCUGGUGUCCUUUGCCAGGGCUAUUCUCAGGAAAAAUAAGAUAUUGAUUAUUGACAAAGCCACAUCCAAUGUGGAUCCAAGAACUGAUGAGUUAAUUAAGAAAAACAUCCAUGAGAAAUUUGCCCAGUGCACUGUGUUAACCAUCACAAACAGGUUGAGCACCGUUAUUGACAGCGAAUUUGUAAUGGUUUUGGAUUCAGGAAGACAGGUAGAAUAUAGUCAGCCGUAUGAGUUGCUACAAGAUGAAGAGAGCCUAUUUUACAAGAUGGUGCAACACCUGGGGGAGGCCUAGGCCGCUGCCCCCACUGAGACAGCAACACAGGCAUACUUCAGAGACAGAUUUUUCACAGGGAGCACGUGAACAAGUUAUGAACACUUCCAGGGGACAGCCCUCCGCCUUAACAAUUUUGAGCCAGCGCUGUGAUUCUACCAUAAGGUCAAGUCUAUUCUGCACUGCAAAAACUAUGUUGUACUUCUUUUUUACACCAACAACAAAUAUUUACAUGUUUUUUUUAUUUUUUCUCCAUCUUCACCCGUUGAUUUCCUGCUCCUAUGAAAUGAUUUAUAUUUUUAUUUAUAUAUUAUAGAAUUUUCUUCUUAUCCAAAUCAGUGGUGUGGAUCACCAAUAAAAGCUUUCUCCUAGGUUUUGUGCCACAAGAGACUCCAGAGAUGCAGCUCAUUUUCUAAGGUAUAGGACAGAGUUGUCACUUAUUUUUUGCUGCUCUACAGAUUACGUGCCACUUUCCAGUUAUAUCAGGGACUCUGUUUACUGGAAGACUGUGUGAAGCUGCCAUGUUGUCUGACCACCUCCUUUAACAUAACUGGGAUCCGUUACUCUCCCCAAGACUUCUUUCUGGUUGAAAUAGUACAGAGAAAUACUAAUAGGAAAAAUAUGUAUACUUUAAGUGGUAUUAUAGGAAAGCUGUUCACCCCUCCAAAAUGAAAGCUAUAUGGUUAAAAUACAGAAGGACAACAUUUAAUUCUGUUCUAAAAGAAAAGGAAGAGAAAAUAUGAUUCUCACAAUGUAGCCCUUCUAGGGGAUUUGAUAAUGAAGGACAGACAUGUAUAUGAUCAUCUAGAUGGAGGGAUUGUUUUGCAUAUUUUAUUGUAAACACAUAUACCACAAAAUUUACAAUCAUAACCAUUUUAAACAUACAAUUCAGUGCCAUUAAUCACAUUCCCAGUGUUGGGCAACCAUCACCCUCUAGUUCAUUUUUGGUAGUUCUUUUAGAACUAUUCAGUUAUUGCUACAAAGUCAUUUUUAAGUUUCAUUCUCUAGGAAUUGAUCUGUUUCCUACAAGUUUUAAGUGUGACUGGCAUAAAGUCAUUUACAUAUCUUAUAUGUUUAAUUUCUUCAACAUUUGUAGGUGUGUUUUUUUUCCUUUUUAAUUUUCUUUGACCUUUUUUUCUUGAAUAAUCUUACAGGACUUUUUCCUAUUAAUUUUCCUGCUUAAUUUAUCCUUCUGUUUUUUUUUUCUAGUUCAUAUUAUUUCUUUCCUUCAUCUGUUCUUCAUUUUAGGAUUUUUUUCCCCUCUACUUUUUAAAAACAGAAACUUAGAUUAAUUUUUAACUUAAUUAUAAAGCCUACUUUUUUCCCUAAGUAGCACUUUAGCAGCAACCUGCAAGUUUUGGUUCUUAGCACUGAUAAGUAACCAUAAUAAUAGCCAUUUUCUAACUUACCUGUAUCUUUUACCCAUGAGCUAUUCCUAAGUGUAAUGUUCUCUAAACUUCAGAGGUUAAUGGCAUUUUCUUGUUAGAUUAAACCUUGUGAAUAUGCUAAUAUUAAACCUUUUUUUAACCUAUAAAAAUGGCAGUUCAUAUGGUUCAACAUAAUUGUUUUGUUACUAAUAUGUAAGUUUCACUUUGGUCAGAGAACAUUAGAUUGCAUUUUAAACCAAAGGUAACUGCAUUCACACACAAAGUCCUGUUUUUAUCUUUUUGUAUUCUUUUUGGGCUUUUUAAAAUGUUGUAAGCAUGUGCAUAACCAGUGAUUUUCAAAUGAAAAUCUGAGCACUGGAAUCUUUUUUUUUUUUGGAUACAUGUUGCUGGUUGGUUCUCUGGGGUACAAAUUCAGGUGGAGAUUAAUAUUGGGAUGAGUAUUAGGGGUACCCUUGGGUUCAACAUUUGUGGAGUCAAGAGGGAAGAAACAUGAUAGGGUAGAGGGAAAGAUCAAGCAGGACUGCUGCCCAGACAACCUUAGCUGACCCCAUGGGGUCUCUGGAUGAAGGUGGCCCCUCAGGGUUUCCUGACAUGUCCAGUGGCCAGGCCUUUAUACCUCCACCUGAUGGGUCAUUGCAUGUAUGUGGCCUGCAGAAGGGCUGGUGGUUUAAGGUUGCCCAUUGGCAGCACUUCCAACAGCUGGACAACAAGUCCUUGAAGGAAGGUCUGAAUGGCACGUGUCCAUGUCUCCCACCUAUGUGUCACAGCUACAGAGGUAGAUGGUUAAGGUGUAUGUACUGUGGAGGGAUGCUCUUGGUGACUGCUGUAAGUCAAAAUGAUUAAAUGUUUCUCCUAAAUACCCUGUGGUCUGAAAAUAAAGGAGCAGGUCCACGUAGGGGAGAAACCCUCAUUCUCUGGGGUCAGCCCAGUUUUCAGCUCUUCAGGAAGCCAUCAGUCAUCAUCCUAGGUAACUCGUGUUGCUGUAAUGCCCUCAACACCUCUCAUUUGUUAAAAUGAACCAUACUUGGUUAAUGUCCUAUUUUAGCCAUCUUUAGACACUUAUUUUUUAAACAAGGGACCCUGCUUUUUCCAUUUUGCACUGAGUCCUGUAAAUUAUGUAGCCUGCCCUAACUAUGAGUAUUCAUUCUUGGGUGGUCUGUUUUGUCAAUAAACCAUGAGCUUCUAAAGAC
Molecule: messenger RNA, 6260 nt
Organism: Sus scrofa (pig)
Lineage: Eukaryota; Metazoa; Chordata; Mammalia; Artiodactyla; Suidae
Source: RefSeq, a predicted model, not a curated record